Messenger RNA from Meloidogyne enterolobii, 426 nucleotides. NCBI's taxonomy places the organism in Eukaryota, Metazoa, Nematoda, Chromadorea, Rhabditida, Meloidogynidae. The record is from the annotation of a GenBank genome assembly.
UUGUCACUACAAAUUUUAUUUAAAAUAAAAUUGAAAAUGUCGACAAUUUUGACACUUUUUCUUAUCAUCUCCAUGAUUUCAUUUCAAAUUACAAAUGCCUACAAUCCAUAUAAAUAUGGACCUAUCGGAUGGGCGUUGGUGCACAGAGGCGACACUGGAGGCUAUCCUGUAAGACAAAGUGGAGGAUAUGGAUAUGGCAGAACCAGUGGAUAUGGAUAUGGCAGAACCAGUGGAUAUGGAUAUGGCAGAACCAGUGGAUAUGGAUAUGGUAGACCUAGUGGAUAUGGAUAUGGUAGACCUAGUGGAGGAUAUGGAUAUGGCCAGACUAGUGGAGGAUAUGGCGGAAAUAAUUAUGCUAAUAGCUAUGGAUAUCCAGCUGCUAGUCCUAACGGAUAUCCUCCCAAUUAUGGAUAUGGAAGACGUUGA